UCGGUCCUCUGUAUCGAACUUACUAUCUCACGUUCAUGAUUUUAAGAUUGGGUGUCUAGUUUUCAUCUUUAAAUAGUAUAUUUUAGCUAAAACGCCGCUAUGUUCCUCCACUAUCCAAAUCUCACAUAAAAAAAUCCUUCUUCUCCCAUCUUUGCUCCCCUUUGUCACGGUCAUUAACGAGGAAAAAAAAAAACGACGUUGAAAGAAAUGUUGCAUUCAUUCACCUCACAAGAUGGAGAAAGGACAAAGAUGCCAAAGAACAGGAUUUCAAACUGACAGCCCACGAACACGCUCUAUAAACAAACAUGGCCGCCUCUCCUCGUACAGAUACCUAAAAACACUUCAUACUACAACUAUGGAUCGGGGCAUCUUGGGGCACUGAGCAAGCAGGGUGUAAAUGGGGAAAGAAUAUAGCUACACCAUUUUGAGGAGGAAGUUGCAUCUGGAUAAAACGUAAAAAAAAAUUCCCUUUUUUUGUUUGCCAUGCCCAUGAAGAGAAGUGUUUAGAACAAAAAAGGAAAAAUCAACUUUGAAGGCUUGUCAUAAUGCCAAGCAGUUGUUCAUAUAUUUGUUAAAUUUUGCAGUAUAUUUAUUGAAAUCCAUGUUUCUUGUUAUGAAUCUGUUCCUUGUAUCAGGUUGUCAUUUAAAAUAUUUGUGAUUUAUGAAAUUCCAUGUUAUUUGUUGCAUAGAUUUAUUUGAAAAAUGCUGAUAGAUAUAUUUUCUUCCUAGGGAAAAUUUUUAUGUAAGUUAAUACCCACAAUGUCAUUCAACACAGGAGAGGAAUUUUACUUAUGCACGGUAUGUGGAAAGAAAUUCCGUCGAAAAAGCUGUCUCAAAAUGCACUCAAGAAUACAUGGUGCAAAGAAAUCUUGUUUCUGUGUGAUGUGUGCUGAAACCAACAAGCAUAAUGAUGGCUCUAGUAAAAUGCUACACAGUAUAAAGAAAAAGCGAAAAACUCAGCUCUCAGACAGUAAGAAUAUUACUGCAAAUGGUAAGUCUGUUUUUGCAAGUAAAAAAGCUGGUUUAGCAACUGAGCAGCAAGGUUUGUUAGCAAAUAAAUGUGUAACACAAGAUGAGCAUGCUUUAGUAAAUAUUGGCUGUGUUUCCCCAAGUAGAAAAUCCACCUCAUCCAAUGCAAGAUCUCUUUCUUUGAACAAUAAGUCAGUUCUGGUCACUGGAAAGUCUGUCUCAUCAAAUAGAAACCCAGAUUCAUCAAGUGGCAAAUCCAUCAUAGUCAGAGGAAAAAUAACUGAAAAGGCUGUUCUAUCAAGCAGGAAGGCAGCUUCAGAAAGGGAUAGGGGUACCAUCAGAGGUAAAAAGAAUGCAAUACCCAACGGAACACUUGUUUUGGAAACCCAGACGGCAAACAAUGGCGAUAGCAAUCCUCUUAUGGCAAAUUUUAGAGACAAUUUCAAAUGGUUUUGUACAAAAUCUGCAUAUAAAAGUUUUCAGAAAAUUAGUAAUCAGUUAGUCUUAAACAUGAGUAACAUAACUAGGAAUAAUGAUUUGAAUAACAAAAUAAUUGGAUGCCGAGACACUAUGAAGAAUGAUAUAAGAAAAGAACCAUGUAAUAACCAUUGCAAGUGUAGAAUAUGUGGAAAAUCCUGUGGUUGUGACAGUAUUUUAAAAGAUCAUAUGAUUGUGCACUUGGAUAAGAAACUUUAUAGUGGACUGAAAUGCUGGAAGGUAAAAUUGGAAAGAUUGGAAGUAUGAAGAAUAUGACAUUUAUUUGAUAGUUACAGUUUCAAAGAACUUUAUGUAUGUACUGUUUUCUCUUUGUUAAUGCCGUGUAAUGCACAUUUUCUUGGUUGUAUGUACAUGUUAAGUACAUACAAUAAUGCAGAAUAUUUUUUUUUUUUUUUUAAUCUAUCUAUGUAUAUGUUUUCUCUCUCUCUCUCACACAGACACACACAUGCACACGCACGCACCCCCCCCCCCCCCCCC
Molecule: messenger RNA, 1944 nt
Organism: Penaeus chinensis
Lineage: Eukaryota; Metazoa; Arthropoda; Malacostraca; Decapoda; Penaeidae
Product: zinc finger protein 62-like
Exons: 2
Coding region: 760-1713 (317 amino acids)
Source: RefSeq, a predicted model, not a curated record